Melanaphis sacchari is the source of this 1079-nucleotide messenger RNA. RefSeq names its product persulfide dioxygenase ETHE1, mitochondrial. Gene Ontology annotation, molecular function: sulfur dioxygenase activity. The transcript is spliced from 7 exons. Gene Ontology annotation, biological process: hydrogen sulfide metabolic process; glutathione metabolic process. Lineage: Eukaryota; Metazoa; Arthropoda; Insecta; Hemiptera; Aphididae. The record is from RefSeq and is a predicted model, not a curated record. Bases 191 to 1015 code for a protein of 274 amino acids.
AAUACAGAUCUGACAUAAUUUCUUUUUUAUAUAAACUAACAACUAGAUUAACUGCAUACAAUGAUGAAAAAAACAAUAUUUACAAUAAUUACAGCUCAAAGACAAUAAAGUAACAUGAAUAUUUUUGAAUACCAAAGAAAUCAUUAAUUUGGAAAAGCCUGAAAAAAAAUAAUAUUUCUUUAAUGGAAUUAUGAUAGCAGCUAAUUUUAUAAGCCAACUUUUUAGACAACAUCCGAAUCAUAUAAAUUUGUAUCGUGGAUUUUCAAAAGCAUCCGUGAUGAAUAACUGUAGACUUGCUCAAGAUACAUUUGUAUUAAGACAGUUAUUUGAUAAAGAAUCAUGGACAUAUACUUAUCUAUUGGCUGAUUAUGUAGCAAAGGAAGCAAUAAUUAUUGAUCCAGUUAUCGAACAGGUAAACCGUGAUCAUUCAAUACUUAAACGACUUGGUUUGAAUCUUUUAUACUGUGCCAAUACUCAUGUACAUGCUGAUCAUGUGACUGGAACUGGUGAACUAAAGAAGUUAAUACCAACAUGUGAAAGUAUUAUUUCUCUAUGUAGUGGAGCUCAAGCAGAUAAAUAUGUGAAAUCGGGAGAUGAAAUACAGUUUGGAAGAUACUCUGUUGAAGUUAGACAAACUCCAGGACAUACUAAUGGUUGUAUUACAUUUGUUUGUCACGAUGAAGCAAUAGCAUUCACUGGAGAUUGCUUAUUGAUUGGUGGUUGUGGACGUACUGAUUUUCAAGAAGGUGAUGCCAAAACUUUAUACAAUUCUAUUCAUGAACAAAUAUUUUCGUUACCAGAUUAUUAUAAAGUAUAUCCUGCACAUGAUUAUACGGGUCAAACCGUUUCAACAAUUGGAGAAGAAAAGACUUAUAAUCCACGUCUCUCAAAGUCUUUAGAUGAAUUUAUUGAAGUGAUGAACAAUUUAAAGUUAGAUUAUCCAAAAAAAAUUGAUAUUUCUUUACCAAUCAAUUUGAAAUGUGGUAUUCAAGACGAAUUAAAGAACAAUGAUUGACAAUUUUAUUUUAUCAUGAUAAUAUAAAAUAUUGAAUUUAAAAUUAAAUAAUUACUUUUCAAAA